Messenger RNA from Leptidea sinapis, 2206 nucleotides. It is a transcript of the gene Cog2, whose product is annotated as conserved oligomeric Golgi complex subunit 2. Bases 111 to 2192 code for a protein of 693 amino acids. The record is from RefSeq and is a predicted model, not a curated record. Gene Ontology annotation, cellular component: membrane; COG complex. Lineage: Eukaryota; Metazoa; Arthropoda; Insecta; Lepidoptera; Pieridae. Gene Ontology annotation, biological process: protein transport; Golgi organization; intra-Golgi vesicle-mediated transport. The transcript is spliced from 6 exons.
AUUGAGCUGGCUUUCAUCUGUCAAAAUAAAAUGGUUACAAUUACAAAGCAGGGAUUUUGUUGUAAAAGAUUAAUAAUAAUGCCAUAAAUGUAUAAAUAAAUUCUUAAAGUAUGGAGGGUGAUACAAAAGAGUUCACUCUGCCACCAGCCCCCCGAGGCCUAUGUUUCGAUCGGAAUGAUUUCGUUAAGACAAACUUUUCUGUGGACAAUUUUUUACAAGAGCACCAGAAUGUGGCAUCACUGGAAACUAUGCGUGAUGACCUGGGUGUUUAUCUCAAAGUUCUCCGACUAGCUAUGAUAGAACUCAUAAACAAGGAUUAUGCCAAUUUUGUGAACCUUUGUGCUACUCUUAUUGGGUUUGAUAAGGCAGUAAUUAAAAUACAAGUGCCUUUAGAGCAAUUAAAUGGUGAAGUUAAGGAAGUAAAAAAAUGUUUAGAAGAUGCUAUGGAGGAAUUGUCUCAUUGGCUUAAACAAAGGCACACAUUAUUAAAAAAAAGGCAACAACUUCAAUAUUACAGCCAAACUAUUAAUUGCUUAGAAUCUUUAGAAUGUAUUUUGAAUAAUAUAUGUGAAAAACAAAGAAAGGAACAGUUAAUACUAUCAGACAGGGCAGCACUACAAUACAACCAACUUAAAUUUUCUAUAGUUAAAUGUGAUGAUGUUAUCAAACUGGAACAUAAAAGAAAAUAUAAUGAAGUUAGUGGAAAACUUAUCCACAUCCUAAAUGAUCUUGUGUUUCAGUUUUGGAAUGAUAACAAUGAAGAAAAUCUACUUAAAUCUUUAAUAACAUUGACAUCUUUAGGUCGUAUAACAGAGACCGAGAUGCUUUUGCGAAAACAAGCUGUUGCACCUUUACUCCAAGACAUUGUUAAUGAAUCAGCAUUACAGAGGAGUAAGGGGGAUCUCCAAAGAAUAUAUGACAGUAUUUUAUCACUACUAAAUACAAAACUUAAGUUGUUUUUUCAUGUGACUAAACAUUCCAAAUUAACAUUUCAAGACCAGAAGUAUAGGUUCUUAGUAAAUUGUUUUUGGUGUGAGGUUGAGCAUAGAAUAGAGGUAAAUUUAUCAUCAAUUUUUGCACCGGGCAAUCCUCAACUAUUCUACAGAAGGUAUAAUGAGAGUAUGCAUUUUAUAAAACAAUUGGAGCAGUUCUGUGAGUCCCCCGAUGAAGUAAAGUUAUUACAUAAAACACAAGAAUAUAAAAGCUUUCAAAAACGGUGGAAUCUUCCUGUCUACUUCCAGAUAAGGUUUCAGGAAAUUGCAGGUGCAUUUGAGCAAUCAUUAAAGAAUGAGCCAACAUCGCAGAGUAACGAUGGCUUUAUUUUGGCUGAGACAGAGAGGCUUUGGAAGGCUUUACAUGAAUGUUGGUCUAGUGGAAUUUACAUCAAAGCACUUUCACACAAGUUUUGGAAACUGUCAUUGCAAUUGCUUUCAAGAUAUGCAACAUGGUCACAAAGUUAUUGCUCUCAGCGAACAAUAUUGUCAAAGACCGAAGCAACAAGCAUUAAUAAAGAAAUUAUUACAAACAGCUUUAAUUUGUAUCUAGAUACAGUUACGAUUCUGGAAAGAUUACCAAGUUUCUUAAAACUUGUCGAAGAGAAUGUGCCCAAACAGAAGAGCAAAGACUUGUUAAAACAGAGUUUGACAUAUUCACAAGAACUGCUGAAUAGUAACAAAGUGAAAAUAAAAGAUUGUAUUGUCACUGAACUGUUCAAUUUUUAUAAUAUACAGCUUAAGCAAGUUAGUGAUAUACCAAGACUGUAUAGGAAAACAAAUAGAAGUGUUCCGACGAAACCAUGCAAUUAUAUAGAAACAAUUAGUAAGUCAUUGAAAGAAUUUCAAAGUGAGGCUGAAAAAAAAUUGGAUAAUGCAUUCUUAGUACAGCUAUAUGAGUCAUUAUUUAAUAUUAUGACAAAAUCUUAUUGUAAAUAUGUAGAGGAUGUCUUAACUUCAGUUCAGAGAACAGAAGAAUCCUUGAGAAGACUGAAACAAAUUCGUGAAAAAUCAUCACAACAAAAUAAUGAUAUGAUCGGAGUUACAGACGGAGACAAGAUCCGGCUCCAAUUAAAUGUAGAUGUUGUAAAUUAUACUAAUUUGGUGCAAUUUCUAAGUGUAAAUAUGAAAAGUGUGCACAAUAUUAAUGAGUUAACUUCUAUGGUUACAAAUGCUGUAAAAAAUAUAAAUAUUAAAUGAUAUGUCCAAUUGUU